AUGAUUUAUUUAAUUUAUAAUCAUGUAAUGAGUUUAAGAAUUCAGAUUUGAAAUAGGUGGGAGAAUAAAGAAAAGGAUAAUUUCUGAUUGUUAAUUGUUAAGUAGAAGCUAACUGUUAAGUAGAACCCCAUGUUUAAAUGUAUAAAAUGAGAUGUGAGACAGAGUGAAAACUAACUGCUGGUCAGCAUCUAUUUUCAGCUUGCUUCUGCGAAGGACUGUACACUAUCUGCAUUCUUUCAAUGCACAGAAGUAUGUGGGAGGCAUUUACAGCAUCUAUUCAGAAGGGACUAUUCAGGGUGGGUAAGAGUUAAACGACUCUCUCCAGGGAUCAUGUCAUGUGUACAGAGGCUCAGUCUGAGUCACGCACACCAACACACGAGCGCCAUCACACCCCUUCUAGGAAGACGACCUGAGCAAGUUCUCUGCCUGCAGAGCACAGAAGCACAGUUCUACAAAGAGCACCAGGUUUCUGUCUGCUGUUAACACAUGGAGUGGAAGUGAAACCGUGCUCCCUAACCUUGCACAUUUGAUAACAUUUCGGAAGCGGUACUCAGGUCAUCGGAAUGAAGGCCCUCAUCUUUGCAGUGGCUGGAGUCGUGCUUCUGUCACCCACUUUUUGUCAGAGUGGUAUGGGAAAUGAUACAUACAACUUGGGAGACCCGACAUUACUUAGUAAGACCUUCCUUGGAGCUCCCCUGAUUUCUUUUGAAGCGACCUCCUUUCCCACCAUAGAAGACUGGGCAGAAACCACAAAUGUAAAAAUUAAGUGCCCUGAAGAAAGUGUUUCAAAUCUCCACGUGAAUAAUGCUACCAUGGGGUAUCUGAGCAGCUCCUUAAGUACCAAACUGAUACCCGCCAUCUACAUCCUGGUGUUCACAGUAGGUGUGCCAGCCAAUGCAGCGACCUUGUGGAUGCUCUUCAGGACCAGAUCCAUCUGCACGACCAUCUUCUAUAUCAACCUGGCCAUUGCAGACUUUCUUUUUUGUGCCACACUGCCCUUUAAAAUCGCUUACCACCUCAAUGGGCACAACUGGGUAUUUGGAGAGGUCUUGUGCCGGGCCACCACAGUCAUCUUUUACGGCAACAUGUACUGCUCCAUUCUGAUCCUUGCCAGUAUCAGCGUCAGCCGCUACCUAGCCAUUGUCCAUCCUUUUACUUACCGGGGGCUGCCCAAGCGUACCUAUGCCUUGAUAACAUGUGGACUGGUUUGGGCAACAGUUUUCUUAUACAUGCUGCCAUUUUUCAUCCUGAAGCAGGAGUAUUAUCUUGUUCACAGGGAUAUCACCACCUGCCACGAUGUCCACAACAUAUGCGUGACUUCAUCUGCCUUCCAACUCUACUACUUCAUCUCCUUGGCAUUUUUUGGAUUCUUAAUUCCAUUUGUGGUCAUUAUCUACUGCUACACAACCAUCAUUUGGACGCUUAAUACAUACGACAAGAGGUGGUUGUGGUACGUUAAGGCGAGUCUCCUCAUUCUUGUGAUUUUUACCAUUUGCUUUGCUCCAAGCAACAUCAUACUUAUUACUCACCAUGCCAGCAACUACUAUGACACCGAUGGUUUAUACUUUAUCUAUCGCAUAGCUUUGUGCCUGGGUAGUCUGAAUAGUUGCUUAGAUCCAUUCCUUUAUUUUCUCAUGUCAAAAGUCCCAGAUCACUCCACUGCUUACCUUGCAAUAGUGAAAUCACCUUAGAGAACUAGGAACGCUAUUUGUGAAAACAUACAUUCUUGGGAUAACAUAAGUGCAAAGAGCUCUAUCCUCUAGCUCCACUUUUGAUCUCCUAAGAGAUAGUGCUUCAAAAUAAAAUAUUACAAAAGCACUAGCUUUAAAAACACAC
Phyllostomus discolor (pale spear-nosed bat) is the source of this 1836-nucleotide messenger RNA. It is a transcript of the gene F2RL2, whose product is annotated as coagulation factor II thrombin receptor like 2. Bases 564 to 1691 code for a protein of 375 amino acids. Gene Ontology annotation, cellular component: membrane. NCBI's taxonomy places the organism in Eukaryota, Metazoa, Chordata, Mammalia, Chiroptera, Phyllostomidae. Gene Ontology annotation, biological process: positive regulation of Rho protein signal transduction; phospholipase C-activating G protein-coupled receptor signaling pathway; blood coagulation. The record is from RefSeq and is a predicted model, not a curated record. The transcript is spliced from 2 exons. Gene Ontology annotation, molecular function: thrombin-activated receptor activity.